This is a messenger RNA of Saccoglossus kowalevskii, 1353 nucleotides long. RefSeq lists its product as uncharacterized. The record is from RefSeq and is a predicted model, not a curated record. Lineage: Eukaryota; Metazoa; Hemichordata; Enteropneusta; Harrimaniidae.
UCCCAAUGUACGACAUGGCUAUAAUAGUACGAUGCUGUUGCUGUAAUGUGCGAACGGGGUCCAUAUGGGCUGCUUCUUAUUCCUUGAUUACAUCUCUUUUGAAUGUCGGAUUGUAUGCGUAUUUUACUGUCAUCUACCAGAAUAUGGAAUCAGGUUAUCUUCACAUACCUUAUAUUGUGUUUCCGAUAACCACGGGAUGUAGUGGACUAGUCUUCAUGUUGUCCAUAGUUCUCAUAAUUGGUUUAAUAAUGGACCAUAAGAAGUUAUUGUUGCCGUGGAUUAUUUUCUAUAUUUUUUACAUUCUCGCCGAAGGUGCUACAUCAUUUGUCUUGGUAUUUUUCUUUGGUGCACACGCGAUGAACCUGUUUGCCUUAGCGUGGUUUGUAUCAAGAACAAUACUUGGGGUAUAUUGUAUUAUAUGUGUGGUGUCACAAUACCAAGAACUAAACGAAGGUCGUGGUAGAAGUUACGAUUACGAAAGGGAUGCAUAUAUGGACGAUGAUGCCGACGCGCCACCAGAAACAAUCGAGUCGCCGCGGGUAAUGAAGUUCACGAUCCAUGGGGAUCAGACUCAAAGACAGUACAGUACAGCAUCUACCAAGUCAGCAGGUGAUAUCGAGUUAGAAGAGACUAGAUCGUAUUCAACGCCGAGAAGACAUCCACGUUCACCGAAGAUUGUACCCCGAGAAGUGCAAACACCAAACAAUGGUUACCAAAACAGAUACUUCGAAGACGAUGUCUUUUAAUUACAGGGAGAUGUUCUAUUCUAUUCAAGUAUGUUCUCGUCAUGUUAACGUUAACGUUCGUCAAGUUUCAUUUAUUGGUUUAUCAAUGAUUGCGAUAAAUCUUCCAGUUUUACUCCAUUAAGUUGUUUUUAUUCCGACACAUAAAUUAUUAUUAUAGCACCAAAGAACACAUUGGACAAAAUGAAUUGUAAUACAAAGACACUAUUAUUUACACUGAGUUAGCUGUCAAUAGAUGGAUUUUGUUGUUGACACAGGAUGCUUUGUUGUCACAGGAUGCUUUGUUGUCACAGGAUGGUUUGUUGUCAUUGGUAGGGUUUGUUUUCAUUAACCAUUGCUUGGGUUUGGUUGCCAAUGAGUGGUUUGUCGUCAUUGGACGGCUUGUGUUGUGAUUGGGUAAUUUGCUGCUAUUAAGUGGUUUUUAUUGUCACUUUUCGCAUUUGAACGGUUUGUUGUCAUUAAAUGAGUUUUGAUAUCACCGAGUGAGUUGUUGUCAUCAGUAGAGUUUGUUGUCAUUAGAUGGGUUAUGUUAAUUGGAUGUUUUUUUGUUAUCACUGGAUGAUUUUUUGUCAUUAGAUGGGGUUUGUUGUCAUUAGAUAGUUUGUCGUCA